Molecule: messenger RNA, 1344 nt
Organism: Helicoverpa armigera (cotton bollworm)
Lineage: Eukaryota; Metazoa; Arthropoda; Insecta; Lepidoptera; Noctuidae
Exons: 11
Coding region: 1-1344 (447 amino acids)
Biological process (GO): proteolysis
Molecular function (GO): serine-type endopeptidase activity
Source: RefSeq, a predicted model, not a curated record
AUGUCUAACUUUUGUGACAGUAUAGGCAACAGAACUAAGCCUUCCCGCGAGGCUAGAAUACUUUCUUCUGCAAGUUGUGGCAUUGACAACUCUCCAAUAGCGCAUGUGUAUGAUGGAAUCACUCGCAUUGAGACCUACCCUUGGCUCGGAAUCCUAUACUACCCGCAUGGUUCUAAGCGUUACACAGUAGCCGUGGUGCUCGUGACAAGACAGAUAGCACUCGGAGCUGCUACUGAAAUAGACGAGUUGCCUAAAGAUGACUUCAGGGCCCGAGCUCGCGUGGUCAUUGGCCGAAACUGCAGCGGGGAGUCGAUCGGUGUCCGGGACUACUCCUUCCACCCUGACUUCCGGAGAGGCUCCUACAGCACCCUAGCCAUGAUACAAUUAGAAACUGAUCAUUUGAGAAUGCCAUUGCGUCCCAUCUGCCCACCACCGACACACUUCGAGGAUCAAACAUUUUUUGCAAUGAUAUUAUCUGAAGACUGCGCUCAAUCCACUGUUCGGAUUCAUAAAAUGAAAUAUGUAUCUCCCGAAGAUUGCAAGAUUUAUUACAGGAGAUCAGGGCUGGACUUAGAUACAAUGUGGCCGAUGCAUACGGCCUGCGCUAGAAGUGUUACGGGAGGACAUUGCGUGUGGCGGAGCGGAGCCAUCCUAGUGGUCAAGAUUGAUCGCCGCUGGAGACUGUUGGGUUUCGGUAUUUACGGACCGGGAUGCCAAGCACCGGCCAGGUUCUUGGAUUACAGUAUGUAUCACGACUGGGUGCGACGAAGUGUAGACUUGAUUGGCAGGCCAGCCGUUACUAAGGUCGCCCCAAACCACCUCGUAUUAAGAAGAACCACAUCUAACUUACAGCGUUUCGGCGAGUGCGAUAGGGAAGAAAUGAAAUAUGAAAUUUUCACUGACAACAUUGACUUGCAGAAUAACGGCAAACUAGUAUACAACCUAACCAUACUGUCAGGCUUUGAAUACUCGUGUAUAAUCUUCAAAGCUUCAAGCGGUGACGACCCGGCAGGUGCUGUACCUAUUGUGAAACUUCGGAGGUGGUGCACCGGAUCAGCCGGACUCUGCAUGGGUGGCUUCCAAUACCUGGAGAUCGACUUCUUCGUGGAAAUAAAAUUCUUCACAAGUGUAGACUUGCGCGUUGACAACAACGACAACGAUGACGACGGCGACGAUGACGACGAUGACGACGACGACGACGACGACGACGACGACGACGAGACCCGACGCCAUACGACGAAACCGACGCCCAAGACGAAACCGCCGACGCCCAAGACGAAACCGCCGACGCCCAAGACGAAACCGCCGCCGCCAAAUUUUGACGACGAAAAUGUAGUCUUAUAA